Zophobas morio is the source of this 4117-nucleotide messenger RNA. It is a transcript of the gene Mp, whose product is annotated as Multiplexin. The transcript is spliced from 20 exons. Gene Ontology annotation, molecular function: extracellular matrix structural constituent conferring tensile strength. Gene Ontology annotation, biological process: extracellular matrix organization. The record is from RefSeq and is a predicted model, not a curated record. Lineage: Eukaryota; Metazoa; Arthropoda; Insecta; Coleoptera; Tenebrionidae. Bases 166 to 3645 code for a protein of 1159 amino acids.
UGAGUUGAGAUCUCGCGGCAGUUGUGUUCCAUCCAUCGGACGGGGAGUCUGCUGUUGGUCGCUUCGCGAGCUUUUUACCACGUGUGCCGGUACCACGUGUUUUGUGGAAGCAUGUCGAGUUCACCACAGUGCGCAUGAAAAUGCUCUUUGAUUGAAUGCGACAAAAUGAUUUAUAGGGAUAGAGCAGUCCAAGCAGUUCGAAUAAGAUUGACAACAUUAGUAGCAGUUUUACUUUAUUCACUACAAUCGGCUGUGUUCGGAGAAGAUUCAUUUGCCUUGCCUCCAUCUUUUGCACUUGGUAGUAACUUAGAAGUGUCCGAAUACGAUCUGCUUGGAGCUGUGAAGAUUCCUUUUCAAGAUCCAAAAACUCAAUACAUCGACGAGGACGGCCAUGACGGAUUUCCAGCUCUUGGAUUUAAGUCUGGAUCAGACGUAAAGAUAGCACAUCGUCAGAUAUUGCCCGAAAAAUUGCCGGCAGAAUUUUCGAUUUUAAUUAGUGCCAAACCGCGAUCCAGAAAAGGUGGAUUUAUAUUCGCCGUAGUCAACCCGUAUGACACUGUUGUAGGAUUGGGAGUAAGAAUUGCUCCAGAGGGAACCAGUAAUACCGUCAUAUCUUUAUUUUACACGGACACCUCUCAUAUUGUUUCCCAGAUUAUCGCAAAUUUUACUGUUAAUAGAUUCAAUGGAAAAUGGACGAGAUUUGCAUUUCGGUUAUCUGUCGAGAAUGUCACGUUAUUUUUUAAUUGCAACGAAACUGAAACUGUUUAUGUCAAGCGGGAGCCAUUAGAAUUAAUUUUCGAUUCCGCAUCAACGCUUUACAUUGCACAAGCCGGUCCUGUCAUUGGGGAACCCUACGAGGGUGCCUUGGACGAAGUGAAGAUAUUCCGUGAUCCUAAUGUGGCAGCGGAACAAUGUAAAACAGAUUUUCAGGGUUUUCAAAGUGUCAAUCCAGAUUAUGAAAACGAAGUAGAUGAAGUUGAACGUAGCGACUAUGACGGAACAUUCAGAGAAGGAAGUGGUGCUGAAGACUUUGGAUUCAUACCUCCUCCACCUCCGCCACCAGACGGUAAGCCCUGCUCUUGUGAAUCCGAAAAUUGUUGCAAAUUUCUUAUCAAUGAUAAAGCUGGCUAUGGAAAUAAAGGAGAAAAAGGCGAAAGAGGAUCAAGGGGCCCACCAGGUGAAUCUAUCAGAGGACCUCCUGGCCCACCCGGACCACCAGGAAUACCUGGACCUGCAGCACCUGAGGGGGUCUGCACUUGUAAUUUCACCAGUUUAUUAAGUUCAUUAUCAUCAUCAAAUCUUCUUCCGGGUUCAGUAGGACUCGAAAGUAAACCAGGCCCUCCUGGAAUCGAAGGACCUGCAGGUCCUCCUGGCGAAAAAGGAAUACCUGGUACACCGGGCGAAAAAGGUGAAAGAGGCGAACGAGGUCCUCCAGGUACAGCUGGAUUACAAGGGCCGAAAGGUGAUUUUGGAAAAGAUGGUCUUCCUGGCAAACCCGGUCCUCCUGGACCUCCCGGACCACCAGGUCCUGUCGAAUUCGAAAAUGUUGAUCAGCCAAGUUGGAAACCUAGAGGCCCUUUUAAGGAGACGGUACUUGGAGGUCCACUCGUACGUCCAGGCGUUCCAGGAACGAAAGGCGAGCCUGGAAAACCAGGUCCUUCGGGUCCUCGGGGUGAAAAAGGUUUACCAGGAAUCAAAGGGGUUCGAGGAGAGGUGGGUUUAAAAGGGGAAAGAGGAGAUCGUGGUCUUCCGGGCGAAAAAGGUUCUCCAGGUUCCAAAGGUGAACCAGGCUCCACCGGAUUAGAUGGAAUACCUGGUACAACUGGACAGCAUGGGAAACAUGGUGAUAAAGGAGAGAAGGGUGCUCCAGGGCCUCAAGGUCCACCUGGACCUCCUGGUAUUGCUUAUGGAGCUGAUAUGACCGGCGUAAUAUCCGGUGCUCCUGGGCCAAAAGGCGACCAAGGCGAAAAAGGAACUAAAGGAGAUCAUGGUGAAGAUGGAGAAGCUGGAAUACCUGGUGUGCCUGGACUGAAUGGGCCAACUGGAGUAUCUGGUGAAAAGGGGGAACCAGGUGAAGUUGGCCCUAUUGGGCCGGUCGGGCCUCCGGGUUCUAAAGGAGAAAAAGGAGAAAGAGGGCCACCAGGAAGCAUAGUUACACCUAAUGGGAGUGAAAACGUACUAGUAGUAAAAGGAGAUAAAGGGGAUCUCGGACGACGUGGAAGACGUGGGAAACCGGGUCCCCCGGGACCAGCUGGACCUCCUGGCAAACCCGGUACUGUAGGAGAAAUAGGUCUACCCGGUUGGAUGGGUCGACCGGGUUCUGCUGGAUUACCAGGAAUUCCGGGACCAAAGGGUGAAAAAGGAGAUGCCGGUAAUUACGGAGGGCCUAAAGGUGACAAGGGUGACAAAGGUCACGAUGGCAUUCCUGGAAGACACGGUCGAGAUGGCACUCCGGGACCACCUGGCUUGCCCGGAGCAACAUCUGACGAAGCAAUCCGAUAUAUUCCCGUUCCGGGACCACCUGGUCCUCCUGGUCCCCCUGGACCCCCUGGACCCCCAGGAAUUCCUGGAGUGUCAGUAACAGGACCGAAAGGUGAACCUGGUGGUCCUCCAUAUGGAGAACCAACAUAUAAUUUACGUCCAGGAAUGAGAAGUAGCUUGGAAGAACUUAAAGCCCUAAGAGAACUAAAGGAUUUAAAAACAGGCAGAUCUACAGCAAGUCCACCUAUAUUCACGGCUCCUGAACAUGAAGUUACGGCUCGCAUUGUGCCCGGAGCUGUAACUUUCCAGGACCACGACGCCAUGAUAAAGAUGUCGUCGGUCAGUCCCGUGGGAACUUUGGCCUAUGUUAUUGUAGAAGAAGCUCUUCUUGUGCGAGUUAACAAUGGUUGGCAGUACAUUGUGUUGGGAUCGGUUUCACACGUAACAACCCCCGCUCCAGCUACUGCAAGUAGCCCACAAAUUAGGCCACCCUUCGAAGCCAGUAAUCUCAUUAAUCACAUAUCCAAACCAGCGGAUGUUUCUAAUUGGUAUCCGAAAAUGCUACGUAUGGCCGCAUUAAACGAAGCAUACACCGGAGACGUUCACGGAGUACGUGGAGCAGAUUAUUCAUGUUAUCGAGAAGCUCGACGUUCGGGUUUGCGUGGAACCUUUAGAGCUUUUCUGUCCUCGCGCGUUCAAAACGUCGAUUCCAUUGUUAGACUGGCAGAUCGCAAGCUGCCUGUAUCUAAUCUCAGAGGUGAAGUACUUUUCAACUCCUGGUCUGAAAUGUUCAAAGGAGACGGAUCUCCUUUCCCGCAUCCGCCACGCAUUUACUCUUUUAAUGGGAAGAAUGUAUUAACUGAUCUUUCUUGGCCUCACAAAGCGGUAUGGCAUGGAGCUCUGGUGAAUGGUGAAAGGGCUUUGGAUACAUCAUGUGAUGCUUGGCACUCGGCGUCACGCGACAAAGUGGGUCUGGCUGGUUCACUCAAAGGUUCAAAACUGCUGGAACAGAGCCACUAUAGCUGUGACAAGAAACUCAUCCUUCUGUGCAUUGAAGCAACUAGCGAACUGUUUGUCCAAAGAAAACGAAGAGAUGUAGAUAACAGUAACGACGAGAUAUUGAACGAGGACGAUUAUCACACUCUACUAAACCUCAUCUACUGAAAAAUUUUGUGAUUGGUCUACGACCGUCCCAUCCAUUGGCAAACAUCGAUAAUUCCGUGUCAUGUCAGACAGUUUAAUAAUUAAGAAUACUUAAGCAUUGUAUAUGAUAAGGAAUACUUGCGUAACCAUAAGUAGUUGUAUUUUGUUACUUUGAAAUGUAGCUUUUUUAUUUCAUCUAAUUGUGUAGAAUUUAUACAUUUACUCUUGAAAACGAAAGUAGAAUUUAACAGGAAACUUUGUUCCUUUUAAAUCCUAGUAGAAAUUUCUUAAUAUUACAAUUUUUCUGCGACCGCUGAAUUUAGCUUUCUUCUAAAUGUAUAGAUGAUUUCUUCUAACAUAUCAUGUUCUUAAUUUAUAAACAUUAGGUGUUAUGUUUUAAUGGACUGAUUGUAAAUAAUGUGAGUUGCAAAUGUUUUUGGUGUAAAUGUUACUAAAUAGUAUUGGAUGCCAUGUAUUUGUAAUAAAUUAUUUA